AUGGUCCGCUUUUCGCCUUGCGUUGUUGCCAGUUCCCUCUUCGUGGCCGUAUUUGGUGCCGAGUGUAACCAGACGCGAAUGCUACAGUUUGCCCACGGUCUGGUCGACGCACAGAACAAUGGAUCCCUCGGCAACUUGGAAGGCGCAAACCCUCACAAUCUCACCUACAUAGAGAACAACAGAACGAGGGAGAUCACCACCGGCGUUCUCGGCAAGAGGUUGCACGUAGACCACAACCGUACCAUCACGGACCUCAUAGAGUGUGCUACGUAUACAGAAAUGAUCAUGACCGAUCGUGCGUCUCCCCACGUCGUGGGAACACAGGUUCGCCACGACCCGGACAACGACAUGCUCGUCUACCUGGUCGACUCGGUCGUCUCCACGACGGGGUCUUGGCUCUUCAACGCCAGCAAAACGCUCGAGUGGGUCCUGAAGGAGGACUGGGGCAUGAUACCGGUCGGCGAGCGGGACAGCCGCGAGGCUCUCAAAAACGCCGCGGACGCCUACCUGGACAUGUGGAGCAACAAGAGCGCGAUCGAUGCCGUGCCCUGGGGCACGCCCUGUGCCCGGCUCGAGGGCUCCGCGUACACCGGCAACGGGUCCCCUACCGACAGCUGCAAGCCCGGGAUACCGACUAACAACGCGCAGGCGCCAAACAUCAACAGGCGCUACGUUAUCGAUGAGUCGUUUGGUUCGGUUGAUGUGAUCAAUAUCUUCCAGCACUUGAGCAACGCUCCGGACAGUCAUGAGUUUCGCAUGGUCAAGGGAAAGCUUCGGUAUAUACACACCAUGACGAUCGCAUCGAGUGGAUGA
Molecule: messenger RNA, 813 nt
Organism: Diaporthe citri
Lineage: Eukaryota; Fungi; Ascomycota; Sordariomycetes; Diaporthales; Diaporthaceae
Exons: 1
Coding region: 1-813 (270 amino acids)
Source: RefSeq, a predicted model, not a curated record